Molecule: messenger RNA, 993 nt
Organism: Diaporthe citri
Lineage: Eukaryota; Fungi; Ascomycota; Sordariomycetes; Diaporthales; Diaporthaceae
Exons: 2
Coding region: 1-993 (330 amino acids)
Biological process (GO): ribosomal small subunit assembly; translation
Cellular component (GO): ribosome
Molecular function (GO): structural constituent of ribosome; mRNA binding; rRNA binding
Source: RefSeq, a predicted model, not a curated record
AUGCCUCCGACCUCCAAUCUAUGGGGUGCAUGCCGCUCCAUCGCCUUCAGAUCAAAACGGCCGGCAUGUCAAUCGCAGCGCCCUGCAAUCGCAGCCAUUGCACGACAGUUCUCCACUGACCCAACCACGCCGCGUUCGACCGGCAUCCCCAACAUACCCGGUGCCACCGGAGCAGCGGCCUCCGGCCGUCCAGACGACCUCUCCGCACCGUUAUCUUCGGGCACGAUCAGGGAGGAGGAUGUGCAGAUGCGGGAGCCGACGCCCACGGAGGAGGCCCUGUCGCAGCUGGAGCUCACGGCGCUCGGCCUGAACCCCUUCGACAAGCGCCUCAGCGGGCUCAAGUUCGGGGAGCCGGAGAUACCGCAGGGCAAGCUUCACGAGACGAAAUUUCCACAUGAAGCACCGUUACGAGGAGGGUAUAAUACAGCUCACGAAGCUGAUGAUGCGCGAUGGCAAGCUGAGCAAGGCACAGAGGGUCAGUGGUCCACACCUUCUGGGUCCUGUCACGAGGAGGAGCUACGACGACGGAUUCAAGAACAGGACAUGGCCAUGAUCCUCAACUACCUCCGAACAUCGCCAGCGCCCCGGAUCAACCCGCAGCGGCCGUUACUGCCCGGCUCCCCGCCGGCCGAACACCUGCCCCUGAACCCGAACCUCUACCUUAUGCUGGCGGUGGACUCUGUGGCGCCUCUGAUCCGGAUCCGCGGGUUCACGGGCCUGGCGGGUGGUGGCAAGGCGCUGGAGGUGCCGGUGCCGGUCUCGAGGCGGGCGCGGCGGCGGACGGCGUUCAUGUGGAUCAUGGACACGGUGGAGAAGAAGACGUCGAUGGGGUCCGGCAAGAAGAUGCUGGCGCACCGGAUCGGCGAGGAGAUUGUGGCGGUGGUCGAGGGCAGGAGCUCGGUGUGGGACAAGCGGAACCAGCUGCACAAGACGGGCACGAGCGUCCGGGCGAACCUGAGCUCGCCGGCCCUCAUGAAGAGGAGGAUCGGCUAG